AUGAGUCCUGGGAAGACAUCGUCUCUGUCACUUCUGCUGCUGAGCCUUGUAACCCUGGUGACAGCAGGAUUAGCCAUCCCACGAAGUUCAGGAUGUCCAAAUAUUGAUGACAAUAAUCUUCUGCAGAAUGUGAAGAUCAACCUGAGUACCCUUAUUUCCGUCAGCCAGAAAGUGAAUUCCAGAAGGCCUUCAGACUACCUCAACCGAUCCACAUCACCCUGGACUCUCCACCGCAAUGAGGACCCGGAGAGAUACCCCUCUGUGAUCUGGGAGGCAAAGUGCCGCCACUUGGGCUGUGUCAGUGCUGAGGGGAAGGUGGACUACCACCUGAAUUCCGUUCCCAUCCAGCAAGAGAUCCUGGUUCUGCGAAGGGAACCCCAGCACUGCCCCGUUUCUUUCAGGCUGGAGAAGAUGAUGGUGGCUGUGGGCUGCACCUGUGUUACACCCAUUGUUCGCAAAGUGGCCUAA
Molecule: messenger RNA, 468 nt
Organism: Nannospalax galili (Upper Galilee mountains blind mole rat)
Lineage: Eukaryota; Metazoa; Chordata; Mammalia; Rodentia; Spalacidae
Gene: Il17a
Product: interleukin 17A
Exons: 3
Coding region: 1-468 (155 amino acids)
Biological process (GO): inflammatory response
Cellular component (GO): extracellular region
Molecular function (GO): cytokine activity
Source: RefSeq, a predicted model, not a curated record